Messenger RNA from Python bivittatus (Burmese python), 2221 nucleotides. Lineage: Eukaryota; Metazoa; Chordata; Lepidosauria; Squamata; Pythonidae. The record is from RefSeq and is a predicted model, not a curated record.
GUCAAGGUUGAGAAACACUGCUCUGGUGCCUUGAAAACUGUGACCUGUGUUCUUCUAUCCUGUUCCCUUUAUUGAAAUAUAUAGAAGGAACUUCUAGAUCAAGUACUUUUAAGUUCCCAGGAAGAAAUGAUUUAUUUUACAGAACCUACAAGCAGGCAAAUGUGAGCCUGAAUAUACCUAAAACGAUUGCAAUGUUUUUGAUAUUGCUAUUAAGCCACAAGUUGAGUCACUGUUGAUGUAACCAUCUGUGUUAAGCUCAGAUGAUUAAUUUUAAGCAUGUGACUCCAGUUGUGGGGUUUAUUGUGUUGGGCUGAGAGGUCAGAAGCUCUAAUAAAAAUUCAGUCUUUCUGUUGACCUGAAGCUCCAGAUGUGAUGGAAGAAGAGAAGGAACCCCCAAGACUGGAUUGUUACAGGUUGGCAAAGAGCAAGACCUUCUCAGGUUUCCCAGAUGUGAAGGAAAACAUGAAAGAGGAGGAGACAGCCAACUCCGUCAGAUAUGAUGUUUCACACAUGACCUCUACGGUUGACCCAUCAGUAAAGGUGGAAGAAGAUGAUCCAAGGGUCCCCCCCAACCACCAGGACUCAGAGGAGAGGGCAAUUGUUGGAAGUUUGUGCUCAGCAGCAUUUCCUGUGGUGGCAGUCAAGAUGGAAGGAGAAGGAGAAGAAGAACCUCAGAGGUCUGAUCGCCAGGGUUAUGAGAUAGGAUUUCCUGGAGUGAUAAUAAAGGUGGAACCUGAAGAGGAGCUGUGGCUCUCGGAUCCCCAGAGAUCGGAAGGAAAGGCAUCUGGCUCUGAGGUUCAGUCAGAUAAUCGUUUUGUGAAAGAAGAGGACGUUGCAUCUGGAAGCAUAAAGCACGUGGAAAUCCCUCGGUCCCUGACAAGAGGAAAUACGUUCCGGAGUUUGAGCCGGGCCAGCCAGUAUAAAACUGAACGACAGCAAGGCAGUCCUAUGGGGAAAAGAUUUGGCAAGAAGCCGUACAGGGCUUCAAAUUGUGGGAAGAUGUUUAUAUGGAGAAAGUAUUUCCUGGCUCAGGAAAAGAGCUACCCAGGAGAGAAACCAUACACGUGUUCCUACUGCGCGAAGACAUUCAACAUGAGAUCGUACCUCCUUGUCCACGAGCGAACCCACACGGGAGAAAAACCCCACAAAUGCUCCCUCUGUGGGAAAGGUUUCACCGUGAAGUCAUACCUUAUUGCUCACUGGAGAACGCACACCGGGGAGAAGCCCCACGUCUGCUCCUUUUGUGGGAAAAGCUUCAGCGGCCGAUCCAACCUCAACCGACACCAGCGAAGCCACACGGGCGAGAAGCCAUACACCUGCUCCGUGUGCGGCCGGGGCUUUAGCCAUAAGGCGCACAUGAUCCGGCACGAGCGGAUCCACACGGGAGAGAAGCCGUAUAAAUGCUUGCAGUGCCUAAAAAGCUUCAGCCAGAGCUCCACUCUUACUUCCCACGAGCGGACGCACACGGAGAAGCCGUUCAAGUGCUCCCACUGCGAGAAGAGCUUCAGCCAGAGCGCCAAGCGGGUGGCGCACGAGAGAGCCCAUAUGGGUGAGAAACCCUUUGAAUGCCCCGCGUGUGGCAAAGGUUUCAACCACCGGUCGGAUUUCAUCAUCCACGAGAGAAGCCACACAGGUGAUAAGCCCUACGCCUGUCCUGUCUGCGGGAAAAGCUUCAGCGGACGAUCGAACCUUACCAGACAUGAGAGGAGCCACACGGGGGAGAAGCCGUACCUCUGCUCCCUCUGCGGCAAGGGCUUCUGCCAUAAAGCCCACCUCUUGCGCCACGAGAAGAUUCACACAGGGGAGAAACCGUACAAAUGCACCGUCUGCGGCGAGAGGUUCAAGCACAGGAUGGACCUCAUUGGCCACGAGCGGGGACACUUGGGGGGGAAGCAAUACAUGUGCACCGCCUGCGGGAAAAACUUCAGUGGGAAGUCCAACCUCAACAGACACAAGAGGAGUCACACCGGGGAGAAGCCGUUUACGUGUGUGGUGUGCAGCAGGAAUUUCAGUCAUAAAGCCCACCUGAUUAGACACGAGAGGAUCCACACUGGGGAGAAGCCCUACGCAUGUUCCCACUGCCCCAAAAGUUUCAACCAGAGCUCGACCCUGGUGGCACAUGAGCGGAUCCAUGCAGGUGACCAGCCCUAUAAAUGCUGACCCUGGAGAAACAGCGUCUCCGGUCUGACUGUAAUACAUAAUACAUACAUAAUGCACACGA